AUUUCAUCUUGAUGUACACUGAGGUCAAGGAGCUUGUCAACUUCCUCGCAAAAUACCUCAUCGGGAGACUACCUCGUCGUCCCGCAAGCCUCUUCACCUGCCAGCUUGCCAAUUUUCUGAUUUGUCGCUUCCGUGAGCACAAAUGGGAGUUGAGCGAUCCAACGAAAGAUGAACAGCAUCGCGUUGUACGCUCUAAAGUGAACGGAUUUACGGACCAGUUGAUCAUAUCCGCGGCUACGGAGAUGGGACUUAGCUCGGACGAGGUUUUAGAGUGCCUUCCAGACAAUAUUCUACUGUUCGCAAAUCCUGGAGAAGUAUUCUAUCGAGCAGGAGAGAAUGCAGCUGCUAUACCAAUCUGGACAGGAGAGAAAGGAGUCGAUCCAGAUCUCAACUACUGUUCCCUGCCUGCUUUUGUCACUAACCCGGCAUGCACUGCUACAAAUACAACAACCAACAUGGGUGCAGCUGGAAAAACCUUCUACGUCGGCAGAUCACGCAAAGUUGAUGCAGCUUACGAAAUUGAAGACGCAUAUGUGCAGCUGAAACUUGAGCCUGUGCAGUCAUCUAAUGCAGAUGACAAUGUUCUGCUUCCACAGUCGAACUUGAUGAUGUUCUCUUAUACCCCAAAGAAUCACGUUUCUUACACUAUAAAGGAAUUCUCGGCCACUCGUUUUGGCAGUCACCGUCAGAGACCUGACCACGAUGUGAUGAGACGCAUUCAGAGGCAGGCAGCUAACCGUGGAGUGGAACUGUCAGGUGCGAAUUCACAAAAGGCGCGUCCCUGCUUGCUGGGUGCUGGUGAUGGACCGGAAGUCAAAGGCGCAAUUUCGUCGAGACCUAUGUUUCCCAAAUCACCGCCUGGUCCCACGGACACAACGAUGACCGACAUCGAAACGCUCAAGACUUUGACACCAGAACAACGUGAAGCUCUCGUGAACAUAAUUCGGAACAGCUCACUGCUGGAUCAAUCUCUCAGCCAUCUACAGCAAGCUCUAGCAGGUACUGCGAACACUGGCAAUACCAGUUUGGCGGAUUUAGCAUUCACACACUACGGGACCUCAACAAGCUCUACUUCUUCGCUAUCUCGUCGUCAUAGUGUGAAGCGUCGUUCAAGCAAUGUUCACAGCACAUCCUGGCUUGCUUGAACACUUGCUGUAUUUUUUACAUCUGUAAUAUAACUACACUUCUUUCAAAAGUACUAGAGUUAUACGUGAAUGUCUAUUUUGCAGCGGGCACCUGCCAUUCUAGGAAUAAAUCUGUUGCUUGUUGGUAG
Messenger RNA from Cylicocyclus nassatus, 1273 nucleotides. The record is from the annotation of a GenBank genome assembly. Lineage: Eukaryota; Metazoa; Nematoda; Chromadorea; Rhabditida; Strongylidae.